Messenger RNA from Branchiostoma floridae (Florida lancelet), 1162 nucleotides. RefSeq lists its product as uncharacterized. NCBI's taxonomy places the organism in Eukaryota, Metazoa, Chordata, Leptocardii, Amphioxiformes, Branchiostomatidae. The transcript is spliced from 4 exons. The record is from RefSeq and is a predicted model, not a curated record. Bases 190 to 801 code for a protein of 203 amino acids. Gene Ontology annotation, cellular component: membrane.
UGCAUUCACGGUUAGUCCCUCAUGACAAGGUCACACAUUCGAGCAAACACUGUGGUUGUAACUUUCUAACCUUCCUGGCCAAUCAGAUUUGUAGAUUGAUUCGUCUGAUUAUAUAACUCCGGCGAUCAAACAAGACCAUCUAGGCGAAAACACGAAUCUGACUACUGACUGCUGUGAAACUGUGUUCAAAUGGCGUGUAAUGGCGUAAACAAAAUCGGCGCCAUUUUGUUCGCCUUACUAUGUUCUAAUGCCACGCCCUUGUUCGUCGCAGCCACCGCAGCGAUAGAUGGCCAGAUCCACGUCACAGUCGGACUGGAACAACUCAGUGUCCCUCCCGGCGGUUCGGUCAUCCUCCCCUGUAACUACUCCGUCCCGUCCGACGAUGUCCGGCCGCUGGUCAGCUGGUGGAAGGACAGAGGGCCCGUACUGACCAGACGGAUCGUGUACGAGCACCAGGAGGGACGGUUCAGUAAUGGGUAUGAUGAGUGGGUGGGGAGGACGGCCCUCCUCAGACAGGCGUCCCUACAGAUGUCCAACCUGACGACUAACGACACAGGGAAGUACGAGUGUGAGAUCAGGGUUCCUCUCAAGUACGGGGCAGCACGGGGAUUCAUCAACCUGGACGUCGGUGUUUCCGGAGGUAAAAACGACCCUUCGUACCAACUCCAAACAGGAGUCAUUGUCGGAGUGGCUGUUGUCGGGGUACUGAUCAUAUCCACCAUAGCCGCGAUCCUGAUCCUCACACUGCAUAAGAGGAAAAUCACGACUUCGGCAAAAUAUAACAGACAAGUUAACACAUAGAUUUACGGAGCAAGAGAAUUUAGAAUCCUGAAAUGGAGGGGGUGAUAAACGGAAACAUGUUUACACAAUUUUACUCCCGUCGGUCCAAGGUCCCAUACGAACCGUAUCUGUGUAGCAAGAGUUAACAUUACACAGUUUGAUGUACAUAAGUCUAUAGCUAGAUCUUUCACUUGGCUGGUGUAUAUUCCGUCCGAAGUUUAAGCAUGCGUCACGUUCAUUGGUCCACUACUCCUUUGCUUCGUAAAUAAACGUUUGACAAAUGGUACAUCCAAAUGCAACUGCUCAGUCUUCUAUGAGAUAAAAUCAAACAUUGAUGUGGAAAGAUGCACUCUGUGUGCUUGCAUGCAUUAAACUAUGAUAA